CACUGAGGUAGAGAGGGAGCAGGGGAGGGCAGGGAUGGAUGGCACUGAGGUAGAGAGGGAGUGGAGGAAGAGUGAUAAGUUAAGGACUGGGUUUGAUUGAAUCCAGGUACGUCCUUUCCUCUAGAGUGCAGGGUUGGUUUUUUAUGCCACUAUUGUCCCUGCAUGGUUGAUUAAUGGAUGUUGAAUUUGGGCUGCAGACCAGGAAUUUGAAUCCCAGAUAGAGAGAGGAAUAGACAGAGGACAUGGCAAAACAAGAGGCUGAAGGAGGAUAAUGCUCAGGGCUGUGCAGCAAGGAUGUGGCUCAGGGGGUAAGAAUGGGCUGUCCUUUCCCCCUUUCCUUUCUCUUGCCCAGCCCCUUUUCUUUUCUCCCCAAACACUUUGUUUCACAAACACACUUUCACACUGCUUCACAUACACAUUUUCAUACUGCCGCAAUCCACUCCUCUACUUGUAGGACAGACACCUAAAAGACAGGACCUGUAAAUCACUAAGAAAAAAAGAGGAGAGGGAAAGUGAGGAAGAGACAGCCCACGAAGCUGUACUAUAGCCCUGCAUCUUGACAAAGAUUUUCUGUUAGCAUAAACUGUGAAAGGGUGUCAAGGACUUACAACAUGAUACAAGUGAACAGAACUGUGGACUGUGGACUAGAGGAAGACUGAUCAGUGAGUAAUAUUAGAUUUUUAAAAUGUUAUUGUAUUUAUGAAUGUAGAAUGUAAAAACAAAUAUGCAAUACAUUCCAUAGAAAGACAGUACUGUAGAUUCUUCCUUCAUUCUUCCCUUGAACCUGCUGUAGUACAAAUAUAGGAUCUUAAUUUGAGCCAGUUUGAUACAGCAGGAAAAUAAUCAUGCAGCGACAGGAAAUGUACAUUAUUAUGUGAAUUAUAAUUAAUGGACACUUUUGCAAGGGUUGAUACAUUUUUGUAAAUCAAGUCUGCCAUUUCGAAGUGGAAAUUACAAUCUUCAGAAGCCUAUUUAAACCUCAAAUACACUACAAGUUAAACGUUGCAGGAAAGUUCUCUUCAACAGGGUGAUCAAAGAAAGAUCCUAUGUUGUUUUCUGCCAUUUUAUUUUUGGCUUUGAGGAUAAAAUGUACUGUAGUUCUGCAGUGCAAGUUUUAUUGAAAUGAUUGAUCAAUUGCUAAAUAUAAGCUACUCUUAAAAACCUGUUACUGCAGUGGGCUAAAUCGGGAUCACACGGAGGGAUUCUUGGUAGUCUUAAAACAAAUCUACUUUGAAACAAAAGUGUACACCUCACACAUGGUUAUGGGCUUACAAAAAAUAAGAUACCUGUACCAUGUUGAAAUGUAUAACAUUUUGAGUUUGCAUCCCAAUAUUAGACUUUAUAUACAUCACAGAAGACUGAAAUAUAACAAAACUGUUUGACAUAGAAACAGCAGAUUUUUGACAGUUAAAAAAAAAAAGAUUCUUUAUGAAAUGAUGACACAUAUUAAUAACGUUCCAUCCACGAGGACACUAGAUGGCGCUUUUGCUCAUUGACUACAGGAAAGGGAUCUGUCAACCAAUUUAAACCCUCCUGAAAGAGAAGGCUCAUCUGUUAAUCGUGUCACCUGCCAGGCUUUAGGGCCAAGAAUGGCCACAACAAACAGGUGUACAUAUCCACAUUUGAUUUUGGGACGGAUAUUAAUAUUAAGCUCAAGUCUGUUUUACAUUAUUGCACAAUAAUAAAACCUCUGGAAAAAAUGUAUCAUGGACUAAUAAAAGCUUAUGCACAGCUGUGAGCUGAAUCCAUUUAUACAUAGCUUCAUGUGGUGUCUGUAUACCUGCACCUGUGCCCUCCCAGGCCAUUGAGGUCAUAUCUCUGGCACCAUUAGUCUCUAUGGUAGUGUGGAAUUUAGGAAAGGAGUUCACAGCCCUCUUGGAGCCAGCCUAAUUGCUUUAAUCUCUCAGAGUGGUGAUGUGUUUUUUUUGCCAAUAUCAGCACGUGUCUGACUGGAUAUGGUGGUUCAGUCUCAUUUAUACUGAAGUGAAAACAGAGGACUUCAUGAUUCUGGAAUAUCACUUUGCUUCCCCUCCCUGUGUUGUUGGUCUUUGCCCGUACAUUUAUGUACUACUGACUCCGGUGUAUGUGUGUCAUUGUGAUCGAGUGACUCCACAGCAUUUGUUUGUCUGUCUGCUACCUGCUCUCUUGUUUGUUUGUGUGUGUUUAUGUGUAGCAUGCGGAGAACAUUUGUGUUGUUAUGCGUGUGUGUGAGUUUGUCCCUCUUCCACCAUACAAAGUCGCAAGCGCCUCCUGAAGGUGACAGCCUCACGGAGUGCACAGAUGGUUAUGAGUGGGAUGUUGGGAGUCAGCAUUGUAAAGAUAUCAAUGAGUGUCAGACCAUUGUGGAGGCCUGCCAGGGGGAGAUGAAGUGUUUUAACCACUAUGGUGGUUACCUGUGUCUCCCACGCUCUGCCUCUGUCAUCACCGCCCCUGAACCAUCCAGCCAAUCAGUGGCCAUCCUGCCGGUGGAGUCCAACGAGGCCUUCAGCCCCUGUCCUGUAGGCUAUGAUGCCCAGGGGGAGGGCUGUGUAGACAUGAACGAGUGUGUACUCGAUCUUCAUGACUGCCAGCCCAGCCAGCAGUGCGUUAACACUGUGGGCACCUACAGCUGCCAGUGUCCAGAUGGAUAUAGUAAAAUUGGUAUUGAGUGUGUGGAUAUUGAUGAGUGUAGAUACAGGUACUGUCAGCAUCGCUGUGUAAACAUACCUGGUUCUUUCUCCUGUGAGUGUGAGCCUGGGUUUCAGUUGGCUGCAAACAACCAUUCAUGUGUGGAUGUGAAUGAGUGUGAGAUGGGCGCCCCCUGUCAGCAGAAAUGUUACAACACAUAUGGCACCUUUCUUUGUCGCUGUGAACCGGGCUACGAACUGGGACCAGACGGACACUCAUGCAAUGAUGUAGACGAGUGCAGCUACUCCAGUUACAUGUGCCAGUUUCAGUGUGUUAACGAUCCAGGGAGGUUCUCCUGUAUCUGUCCAGAGGGGUACCAGCUACAGGGCACCAGACUCUGCCAAGAUGUGAAUGAGUGUGAAACAGACAUAGACCAGUGUGGAGAGGGUCAGACCUGUAUUAACAUCCAUGGGGGUUAUCAGUGCACCGAUUCCAACCGCUGUCGAGAGCCCUAUGUGCUGACAAGAGCCCUAUUGUCUGACAACCGCUGUGUUUGCCCGGUCAUCAAGCCUGAGUGUCGUGACCUCCCCUUCUCCAUCGUCCACCGUUACAUGAGCAUCACCUCAGAGCGCUCUGUCCCCUCAGACAUCUUCCAGAUCCAGGCCACCCGCGUCUACCCUGGAGUCUACAACACCUUCCGCAUCCGCUCUGGGGACCACAAUGGGGAAUUCUACAUACGGCAAAUGAACAACUUCAGUGCUGUGCUGGUCCUGGACCGUGCUGUGACCGGUCCAAUAGAGUACACCCUGGAUCUGGAGAUGGUGUCUGUCAACCCCCUUAUCAGCUACCAGACCAGCUCUGCCCUACGACUGUCUGUCUUUGUGGGACCUUACACCUUCUGAGGAGAGAGAUGGAGUAAAGAGAGAGAGCAAGAACAGAAAUAGAGAGUGGGAGGGAAAUGAGAAGAGGAAAACUGUUAAGGACAUGAGACAGAAACACUUCUCAGACUUAUUUCUGCUAUACUACUAUGUAUCUUUAAAACAACUGCCUGGGGAAAAGCUAGUUGUGAAAGCAUUCUUUCAUAAUUCUGUGAGUCACCAGACACACAUCCUCAUGCACAUGCACACACACAAGUGGUGGCUGGUGCCACUUUAAAUGGGAGGACAGGCUCAUUAUAAUGGCUGGAAUUGAAUAAAUGGAACUGAGUCAAACUUGUUUUUGAUACUGUUCCAUUUAUUCUAUUCCAGACAUUAUUCCCUCCCUUUACCAGACUCCUCUGACACACACACAAGGACACACGCAUGGCACACUGGGACAGGGUGCAUAUGGCUGGCGCACGGGUAUAUCGCAAUAGGUUAAGACAGUUCAAUCCGUAAUAUUCCCAGACAGUUAUAUUAACAGAUUAACCUAUCACCUUGUAUUCACCAUAGUUGGUAUCGAGCCUCUUCACCAUAAUUUCAAUAGUCUGUUGCUGCACAGAAGACUAGCUAAGUUAUAUAGAGGGACAUUGUUACCAAGGAAAUUGAUAAAAACAUCCAUUCAAGGCUACCCAUUACAACCCAUGUUAUACUGUUCUCUUUCUCUCCAUCAAGGAUGUCGUUUUUUCUUUUUUUACAACUUACGGUUGGUUGUUUUGACAUGUUACUAAAAAUUAAAAUAAUUGAAACCAA
Oncorhynchus keta (chum salmon) is the source of this 4277-nucleotide messenger RNA. RefSeq names its product EGF-containing fibulin-like extracellular matrix protein 2. The transcript has 11 exons. The coding region runs from base 2166 to 3509 and encodes 447 amino acids. Gene Ontology annotation, molecular function: calcium ion binding. The record is from RefSeq and is a predicted model, not a curated record. Lineage: Eukaryota; Metazoa; Chordata; Actinopteri; Salmoniformes; Salmonidae.